This is a messenger RNA of Pseudozyma flocculosa PF-1, 651 nucleotides long. RefSeq lists its product as uncharacterized. The transcript has 2 exons. Gene Ontology annotation, biological process: mitochondrial proton-transporting ATP synthase complex assembly. Gene Ontology annotation, cellular component: mitochondrial matrix. NCBI's taxonomy places the organism in Eukaryota, Fungi, Basidiomycota, Ustilaginomycetes, Ustilaginales, Ustilaginaceae. Bases 1 to 651 code for a protein of 216 amino acids. The record is from RefSeq and is a predicted model, not a curated record.
AUGGCAGCGACUACCCCGGCCACCUCGCCCGCCUCGCUGCGGUCCCUCUACCGCACCCUCUCUCGUUCGAUCCGCCGCUCGUCCGCAGCAUCGACAUUCGCGACCGGAUCCAAGCGCACCGUCUCGCCGCUGCAGCACUACAUUCGGGACGUGCUAACGAGCACCGAGGCCGGUCCUUCCACAUCCACCCUCCCCUUUGGCGGUCCCUCGUCCUCGGGCAGCAGCGGCAGCGGCGACAUCGACGUGCGUCAGCGGACACUGGCAAACCUCGCUUCGUUCCUGCACAACAAGACGCGAUACCUCGACCUGCUGGAGCGCUACAACCCAUCGCACGGCAUGAGCGAAGAGGAGCGCGUGCGUCUCACGGCCCGCCGUGUCGGCCUCGACGUCCCCAUCACCCACAACCCCCUCGCCGCCGCAUCCUCGUCGACCGCGACGACAGCGGGCGGCGAUAUGGCGGCGGACCACGAGGGCGCAAAGAUCCUCUCGACAAACGAGAGCCUCUUUCGACAGGGCGCCCAACUCGCCGCCGGCGAGACGGACGCACAGAAAAAGAGGAGAGAGGAUCUCUACAGCGGCAAGGGCGAUGGCCUCAAUCGCGGUGGGCCCCUCGCGCCGCCCGGCAGCGCGCCGUUUGCAAAGGACGACUAG